AUGGGAAUAUGGCCGAAUGCAUCAUCUAUAGAUGGCUUCAUCCUCUUGGGCAUCUUCUCCCACAGCCAGACUGACCUGGUCCUCUUCUCUGCAGUCAUGCUGGUCUUCACAGUGGCGCUCUGUGGGAACAUUCUCCUCAUCCUCCUCAUCUACACUGACUCCCGGCUUCAUACUCCCAUGUACUUCUUCCUCAGUCAGCUCUCCCUCAUGGACCUCAUGUUGGUCUGUAACAUUGUGCCAAAGAUGGCAGCCAACUUCCUGUCUGGCAAGAAGUCCAUCUCCUUUGUGGGUUGUGGCAUACAAAUUGGAUUUUUUGUUUCUCUUGUGGGGUCUGAAGGGCUCUUGUUGGGACUCAUGGCUUAUGAUCGCUAUGUGGCCAUUAGCCACCCACUUCACUACCCCAUUCUCAUGAGUCAAAGGGUCUGUCUCCAGAUUGCCGGGAGUUCCUGGGCUUUUGGGAUCCUUGAUGGAAUAAUUCAGAUGGUGGCAGCCAUGAGCAUGCCCUACUGUGGCUCAAGAUACGUAGAUCACUUCUUCUGUGAGGUGCCAGCUUUGCUGAAGCUGGCCUGUACAGACACAUCCCUCUUUGACACCCUGCUCUUUGCUUGCUGUGUCUUUAUGCUGCUCCUCCCCUUCUCCAUCAUUGUGGCCUCUUAUGCUCGCAUCUUGGGGGCCGUGCUCCGCAUGCACUCUGCUCAAUCCCGGAAAAAGGCUCUGACCACCUGUUCCUCCCACCUGACAGCUGUCUCUCUCUUUUACGGGGCAGCCAUGUUCAUCUACCUGAGGCCAAGGCGAUACCGGGCUCCUAGCCAUGACAAAGUUGUCUCAAUCUUCUACACAGUUCUUACUCCUAUGCUCAAUCCCCUCAUUUAUAGCUUGAGGAACAGGGAGGUGAUGGGGGCACUGCACAAAGGGCUGGACCGCUGCAAGGUUGGCAGCAAGCAUUGA
Arvicola amphibius (Eurasian water vole) is the source of this 948-nucleotide messenger RNA. RefSeq names its product olfactory receptor 56. Gene Ontology annotation, biological process: G protein-coupled receptor signaling pathway. The transcript has a single exon. Lineage: Eukaryota; Metazoa; Chordata; Mammalia; Rodentia; Cricetidae. Gene Ontology annotation, molecular function: olfactory receptor activity; G protein-coupled receptor activity. The record is from RefSeq and is a predicted model, not a curated record. Gene Ontology annotation, cellular component: membrane. The coding region runs from base 1 to 948 and encodes 315 amino acids.